Messenger RNA from Trichobilharzia szidati, 1212 nucleotides. NCBI's taxonomy places the organism in Eukaryota, Metazoa, Platyhelminthes, Trematoda, Strigeidida, Schistosomatidae. The record is from the annotation of a GenBank genome assembly.
CUUGCCUUUGACGCGAUUGUAUUUCAAAUCAACUACAGCUGAUUACUGCCUGUGUAAUACUUUGCUCUAUUUUCUACUAUUCAUCGGAAUUUUUUGAAAAUUUAAAUGUCUGAACUUCAAAAUCAGUUUUCCAAAGUUAGAAGAGGUUGCAAAAAGCGUAUUCAACUCGAUGCAGACGAAAACGUUAGCGCAGACAAAUGGAUAUUUAAUUUCAGUGAAUGGAACUGUCAGGAUAUACGCAGACCACUUGGGGAAUUAUCGAAUACUUGUACAAAAACAUUGACACAGACUCCAAAUGUACCUGAUAGUUCAAAUGAGAAAAAACCUAGAGAUCAUGAUAGUACAGAUCAGAAUAAUAUCACCCGACGUAAUGAAAGAGAAAGAAAUCGUGUUAAGCUGUUAAACAUGGGAUUCGAUCGUCUGCGAGCUGUUGUUCCAUGUCGUUCAGGUGAACAGCUCAGCAAAAUCUCUACUUUAAAGAAAGCAAUCUGGUAUAUUGAGCAUUUAGACAAAGUAUUGCACGGGCAGGAAAAUUCAUGUUCGGAUUUAGCGGAUCAAUCAACAUCAUCACCGAUGCCACGAACACCUGAAUCCAACAAAUUAACAAUAAAUGUGAAGGGUCAAGCUAAAUCAAUUACACCUAAAUCAGCUGGGUUAUUUGGAAUCAAUCACCGUGAGGCAAGAUCAGGGACCUCCUGGUCGUCUUUCGAGAAGGAUAUAUCAACUACUAAGAAUACAUCCAUUCAAGAAAGAAGAUCAGUCAACCAACCAUAUAUGUCACCCAUAUUUCCAACCUAUUGGGACCAUACUGGCAACAAUAGCAUCACUGCUGCCAGAGAAAUGUUUUCGACACCAAAACUUACUUCAACUCCAUCCAUCAUGAAACACGUCAGACACACUGAUGAAAUAACAAAUAACUUACCAUCAUCUUCGGAUUUCUCAUUCUCAGAAUGUCGCAGUGAUUCUGGCUAUAAUAGUCCUAUGUUUAGGAGCAGACUACCAUCAGAGAUGAAUUUUUUACCAGUAUCGAAAAGGUACCUGUCGCACUUUAGCACACCAACCACGACUGCAGUUGCCAAUUUAUUAAAUCCUGUCUAUGCUUCACCUGUCUCAACUAACGAUCAGAUGAUUUUAUCUGAAUUCAAUUUGUCCCAUAAUUUCCGUCGUACUCAAUGGUCGCUGAAUGAUAACUGUCAUCAGAAGCCAAGUUGA